UCUUGUCUUCGAUCAUAGAACAUUAGAACUCAAUGGCAACACACGACUUCGAUUUCACUGAUCCUUAUGGAAAUGAAGAUAGAAAACGUUUGUAUAGAAACCCCGAUAGCUAUUUUAACAAUUGGUCCUCAAAUACUCAAUCAGAGGAAGUUGUUGAGGAGCUUUUUAUUCAAGAGACAACAUACUACGACGAUCGGAGGCUGUCUUCUUCGAGAACUGCUGAAGCCGAGUCUGCUGAAUGGAAGCGAAGAUAUGAGUUGGAGAGAUCGAGGAACCAAGAGUUGCCACAUAAUGGCUCUCGCAUUACAGGAGCUAUAACUUAUAACUCAAGGAACCUUCCCGGUUUAUUGUCAUUCGGUGUAAUAGAGAUUCUCAUGAUGGUUGUUGCUUCUGUUGUUCCAAACUUCUUGACUGGUCUUAUCACUGGAGCUGGCCUCAUUGGAAUCAUCAUGGCGUCUUCUGGAUUCUCCCAUCUUCUCUCUGAUAUUCCCAAUAUCUUUUGCCGUUACUCGAUCUCCUACUGUGUUUCUUACAUGAUCUUCGGAUCGUGGGCCAUCAAGCUAGGGCACAGAAACGAUAUUCUCGAGCCGGAAAUGACAGGAGGAGAAGAAGUGAACAUGAAUGAAGUUGGAGUCAAGGUGAUGCGUUCAGAAUGGUGGGGCUUCCCUGAAAUUGUGAUAGCAAUCCUUGUGUGUACGUGGCUUAUUUUCUUUGUGGCCCAAAAGCUGAAGGAGAGAUCAGGACCAGCUUCAAGGGGGAUUCAAGCGAAAGUUUGCUUUGAUGUGCAGCUUUCAUGAAAUCAGCAUUAUAUCUAUGAUUUGGUUAUCUGUUCAGCAUUAUCAUUUGUUGGACUAAUUA
Molecule: messenger RNA, 858 nt
Organism: Capsella rubella
Lineage: Eukaryota; Viridiplantae; Streptophyta; Magnoliopsida; Brassicales; Brassicaceae
Product: ABC transporter G family member 15
Exons: 5
Coding region: 33-797 (254 amino acids)
Source: RefSeq, a predicted model, not a curated record